Gavialis gangeticus (Gharial) is the source of this 2890-nucleotide messenger RNA. It is a transcript of the gene EPS15L1, whose product is annotated as epidermal growth factor receptor pathway substrate 15 like 1. Gene Ontology annotation, cellular component: plasma membrane; clathrin coat of coated pit; cytoplasm. Gene Ontology annotation, molecular function: cadherin binding; calcium ion binding. The record is from RefSeq and is a predicted model, not a curated record. Lineage: Eukaryota; Metazoa; Chordata; Crocodylia; Gavialidae. The coding region runs from base 36 to 2786 and encodes 916 amino acids. The transcript is spliced from 24 exons. Gene Ontology annotation, biological process: endosomal transport; endocytosis.
GCCCCCCGGCCGCGGCCCGAGUCCGCGGGAGGAAGAUGGCGGCGCUCAUUCCCCUCAGCCAGCAGCUUUCCACUGGGAAUCCGUUGUAUGAGACAUAUUACAAACAAGUAGAUCCCACAUACACAGGGAGAGUUGGGGCUAGUGAAGCAGCUCUAUUUCUUAAAAAGUCAGGUCUCUCGGACAUCAUCCUUGGGAAAAUAUGGGAUUUGGCUGACCCAGAGGGUAAAGGAUACUUGGAUAAACAGGGUUUCUUUGUUGCGUUGCGACUCGUAGCAUGUGCACAGAAUGGCCAUGAUGUUACCUUGAGCAAUCUAACUUUGACUGUGCCACCUCCUCAAUUUCAUGAAAGUGGUAGCCCCUUAUUGAUCACUCCUCCUUCAACAGAAAGUCUCUGGGCUGUUAGGGUGGAAGAAAAAGCAAAGUUUGAUGGUAUUUUUGAAAGCCUCUUGCCAGUAAAUGGCUUACUUUCAGGAGACAAAGUAAAACCAGUACUGAUGAACUCAAAGCUACCUCUAGAUAUCCUAGGAAGGGUCUGGGAUCUCAGUGAUAUUGAUAAAGAUGGACACCUGGACAAAGAUGAAUUUGCUGUGGCAAUGCAUUUGGUUUAUAGAGCUCUUGAGAAGGAGCCAGUUCCCUCAGUAUUACCCCCAUCACUUAUUCCACCUUCCAAAAGAAAGAAGGCACCUGCUUUUCCUGGUGCAGUUCCUGUUCUCCCUGCAAGCCCUCCACCUAAAGACAGCCUUCGUUCUACUCCAUCACAUGGCAGUGUAAACAGCCUAAAUAGUACAGGGAGUUUGUCUCCCAAACACAGCAUCAAACAAGCACAGCCAUCUUUGAAUUGGGUGGUACCAAUGUCUGACAAAAUGCGAUAUGAUGAAAUCUUCUUAAAAACUGAUAUGGACAUGGAUGGUUAUGUGAGUGGUCAAGAAGUGAAGGAUAUUUUUAUGCACUCAGGACUUUCUCAGAAUCUCUUGGCACACAUAUGGGCCUUGGCAGAUACAAGACAGAUGGGAAAGCUAAGCAAAGAUCAGUUUGCCCUAGCCAUGUAUCUCAUUCAACAGAAGGUCAGUAAAGGGAUUGAUCCUCCACAAGUGUUGUCCCCAGAUAUGAUCCCUCCUACAGAGAGGAGUACUCCCAUACAAGAUAGCUCAAGUUCUGUUGGGUCAGGAGAAUUUACAGGAGUAAAAGAACUUGAUGAUAUUAGUCAAGAGAUAGCACAGCUACAAAGAGAAAAAUAUUCACUAGAGCAGGAUAUUAGAGAAAAGGAGGAAUCAAUUAGACAGAAAACCUGUGAAGUUCAGGAACUGCAAAAUGAUUUAGAUAGAGAAACAAGUAAUUUGCAAGAGUUAGAAGCUCAGAAACAAGAUGCUCAAGACCGCCUGGAUGAAAUGGACCAGCAGAAAGCCAAACUGAAAGAUAUGCUAAAUGACGUGAAACAGAAGUGCCAAGAAGAAACGCAAAUGAUUGCAUCACUGAAAAUGCAGAUUCAGUCUCAGGAGUCAGAUUUAAAAUCACAGGAAGAUGAUCUAAAUAGAGCAAAAACAGAGUUGAAUCGCCUCCAGCAAGAAGAAACACAGCUAGAGCAGAGCAUCCAGGCAGGAAAAGUUCAACUUGAAACAAUAAUUAAAUCUUUGAAGUCAACACAAGAAGAAAUCAAUCAGGCAAGAAGUAAGCUUUCUCAACUUCAAGAGAGUCACCAAGAAGUCAAUAAAAGUAUUGAACAAUAUAACGAGGCUCUGAAUGGGAUUCACGGUGGAAGCAUGACAAAUUUAGCAGACAUAAAUGAAGGAAUUGCGCAGAAAGAGAGAGGCAGUUUUGGAGCAAUGGAUGAUCCAUUCAAAAAUAAAGCCUUGUUGUUCAGUAAUAACACGCAAGAAUUGCGUACAGAUCCAUUCCAGUCAGAAGAUCCUUUCAGAUCUGAUCCAUUUAAAGGAGCUGACCCUUUCAAAGACAGUGAUCCAUUUCAUAAUGAUCCUUUUGCAGAACAACCACCUGCUUCAGCAGGUAAAAGUUUUUCAGAUCCAUUUGGAGAGGAUCCAUUUAAAGAAAGUGACCCAUUUCGUAGUUCAGCCCCUGAUGAUUUUUUUAAGAAACAGGUGAAGAGUGAUCCAUUUACAUCUGAUCCAUUCACAAAAAAUCCCACAAUGCUCUCGAAGCCUGAUCCUUUUGAAAGCAGUGAUCCUUUUACAUCUUCAGGUAUCUCUUCAAAACGCCCAGAUCCUUUUGGAACAUUAGACCCAUUUGGAAGUGGUGCCUUUAAUAGUAAUGACAGUUUUGCAGAUUUUAGCCAGAUGUCAAAGCCUGCAGCUUCAGACCCUUUCACCUCCUCUUUUGGAGGGAUGGGAUUCUCAGAUGACCCUUUUAAAAGUAAGCCAGACACUCCCGCCCUACCACCGAAGAAAAAUGUUCCUCCACGGCCCAAGCCACCUAGUGGUAAAAGUACUCCUGUAAGCCAGCUUGGGUCUGCAGAUUUUACCAAGCCCCAUGAUCCAUUCCAGCCAUUUGGGGCUGACAGCAGUGACCCGUUUCAAAGUAAAAAGGGGUUUGGGGACCCAUUUAGUGGAAAAGAUCCAUUUGCUCCCUCCUCUUCAAGUAAAACUUCUAAAGACUCUUCCUUGGGGUUUGCAGACUUCAGCUCUUUUGGAAAUGAGGAGCAACAGCUGGCAUGGGCAAAGCGAGAGAGUGAGAAAGCGGAGCAGGAGAGGCUAGCUCGAUUACGAAGACAAGAACAGGAAGAUCUUGAAUUGGCUAUUGCACUCAGUAAGGCGGAUAUGCCAAACUCUUAAAUGCAGGUCUCUGGUUUCAUCUAGACCAAGUGAAAUCCUUUAAAAGUUUCAGGUUUUUUUUGUUUUUUUGUUUUUUUUUUUUGGGGGGGGGGGAUUUUUUUUUU